GGAGAACGUGACUGUCAUGUGCGACGUCUUCAUGGAGACGGUGAAGACCGGCGGCGUCUUCCUAGCCGUGAGGGUGGACAAAGGAGGCCAGUCGGUGCGCGGCGCUUGCGGGAUCUUCUUCUGGACGUUUGCGGACGGCACCUACAAAGUUACAACCGAUCUGGUUGGAAAGACGGUUCUGUCUGAGGGGCAGUCUGGCACCGGAGCGUACAGUUGGUACACCUUAUCAAUCGCUGUAACGGGACAGGUUGUCUCUGUGACACUGGAUGGACGUGUCCUCUGGAAGGGGACUGUGAGUUUGCAACAAGAGAACGGCUGGGUGGCAAUCGGCACCAACUCGUUUGAGCUCGCUCAGUUUGAUAACUUUGCUGUGAUGGCAGAGUAAACCCAAAACUGAGAGAUAAUGUUUUGUUUUUAACCACUACUAAACGUCGUGAACAAAAGGGAUUUUAAUGAACAAAACUGCACUGAAAACUUUAACUUUACUGCUUGAUUAUAUUUUAUUUUUUUGUCUUU
This is a messenger RNA of Austrofundulus limnaeus, 516 nucleotides long. Its product is annotated as galactocerebrosidase. Gene Ontology annotation, molecular function: galactosylceramidase activity. The record is from RefSeq and is a predicted model, not a curated record. NCBI's taxonomy places the organism in Eukaryota, Metazoa, Chordata, Actinopteri, Cyprinodontiformes, Rivulidae. Gene Ontology annotation, biological process: galactosylceramide catabolic process. Gene Ontology annotation, cellular component: lysosome.